AUGUUUACACGUCCUUCUCUUGUUUCAAUUCUUGAUUUGGGUCCGAUAGAUGCAUGUAUUCAAUUAAGUAGUCAAUUUCCUCGUAUGACUGUACAGGAACUUCAUGGUGAAUUACCUUAUGUAAUUCGUCGUAUAUUUGGUUUUGGUCGUUUUGAUUGGUCAUUACGUGAUAUAGGUAAUGAUCGUCCAAAUUUAUUUUCAAUAGUUCAAGAAUUUUUAUCACCAUGGCAUGGUGAAUUAUGGAAAGCAAUAGUUCGUUUACAAGAUCAUACACCACAAUUUACAUUUCAAUUUAGUAUAAGUGAUUUACCAAUACAUUUACGUGCUAAACUUGCAUCAUUAUGUUUACCGGAUAUUGUUCGUGGACGAACAACAACAACUGGACAACAUUUAACAUCAUUAGCACUUGAUCCAAUUGAAUAUUUUCUCUUUCAUCUACUUUCAUAUGUUGUUUCUGAUCAGCAUUCAACAGAACGACCAAUGCGUAGUGAUUCAGUCUAUUUGAAUAUUCUUGAAAUGUAUCUAUGUCUUUUUCUACCGAUUGAUGCUGAUGAAUUUCGUUUACUUCUUAUGCCAACAAAUAAUAAUAAUACAAAUUCAAAUACUCUUACAACAUCACAUAUAGUUGAUCCACGUUUAUCACCACCUGUAUCUGUUGAAACAAUACCAAAAAAAAGUCCAAUUCGACAAUCAUAUUUAUUUGGAAGUAGUUUAAAACAACGUGGAGAGGGAGAAGGAACGAAUAUGAAUAUGAGUACAUCACCAACAUCAUCCUUACUUCCAUCAUCUCCUCCUGUAGUUUUAUCAACAACAACAGCUGAUACAAAUGAAUUAAUGAAGAAAAUUGAUUAUUUUAUUAAAUGUUAUGUCGCCUUUUUAAUUGAUGUAUUUCAACCAUCAAAAUCAGUAUUUGGUACUAAUAGUGGUUCAAUUCUUGUUCAAGAAUUUAAUUUACCAGAUGUUCAUUUACUUUGUAUUCGUAUGUUUAUUAAACGACUUCAUUUAUUUUGUUCAUAUCAAAUUGGUAUUGGUGGUAAUAAUACUUCUCUUGCUAAUACAGGCAUGACAUUACUUGAACAACGUAAUCUUCUUGUACCAUUACAAACACUUAAAAGGACAUGUAUUGAUACAUAUGUUCGUCAACCACUUUAUACUCUUCUUCAAAUUGGUAUUGUUCGAUGUCCACUUGAUCAACGUUAUAAUACACUUCUAUUUGUUUGGUAUACAUAUAUACGUCCAUGGCGAUUUAGUCCUCAAACAAUAUCGAAUGAUCAUAAAGCAACAAGUCUACUUGAUACAACAACAAAUGAUCAAGAUGUAUCAUCACAAGAUCAAUCAAUUAUAAAUACUGAAACAAUAAAUUUUGUUGAACAUAAUCUUCCUUUUUAUGGUCGUCUUUUUCAAUUUGCUGUUGAUCGUUUACAAAAAACAGAUUUAACAAAUGGACUUAUUGCACAACUUAUCACAAAAUUAGCUAAUGUAUUUUCAUCGAAAAAUUUCUCUUCAUUACUUCUUAAAGCGGAACAAGUUGCAAUGUUUUCACAGUCUUCAUCUUAUUCUCCUAAUAAACAACGUAUUUCACCUCCAUCAUCACCGAAUGGUCCACGACCGGCUUAUUCAAUAUUAUGUGAUGAAACUCGUACAAUCAUGUUAGGUUGUUUACGUAAAAUUUCAUGUGUUAUACAAAAAAAUGAACGUCGUAUUGAAGAAAAUAAUC
Messenger RNA from Adineta steineri, 1717 nucleotides. NCBI's taxonomy places the organism in Eukaryota, Metazoa, Rotifera, Eurotatoria, Adinetida, Adinetidae. The record is from the annotation of a GenBank genome assembly.